This is a messenger RNA of Calypte anna (Anna's hummingbird), 2592 nucleotides long. It is a transcript of the gene PROM1, whose product is annotated as prominin 1. Gene Ontology annotation, cellular component: microvillus; cell surface; apical plasma membrane. Gene Ontology annotation, molecular function: cholesterol binding. The transcript has 26 exons. Bases 1 to 2592 code for a protein of 863 amino acids. The record is from RefSeq and is a predicted model, not a curated record. NCBI's taxonomy places the organism in Eukaryota, Metazoa, Chordata, Aves, Apodiformes, Trochilidae.
AUGGCUGUGGAACUCUGGUUGCUGCUCCUGCUGUUUUGUGGAAGUACUGUUUCAGAGGUACAGCCUUUAUACAAACUGCCUCCUGGGACUUUGGAUUUUGGAUUUGUACCAUCCAAGACGUAUGAUACAGGUGCAUACCAUGAACCUGGGCCAAUAGGAAUUUUGUUUAAAACAGUACAUGCAUUCCUCUACUUAGUGCAGCCAAAUUCUUUUCCACAAGAUCUCAUCAGAAAACUUGCACAGCAGAAGCUUGGAAAUACACAGGGUGAUUAUCAGAAGCCAGAAAAUGUUGUCCUGACUCUUCAGGCCAUCUACUAUGAAAUCGGUUUUAUAAUCUCUGCAGCCUUGGGAUUGCUAUUUAUUUUCUUACUGCCUCUUGUGGGACUGUGCUUCUGUAUGUGUCGUUGCUGUGACAACUGUGGUGGGGAAAUGCAUCAGAGACAGAAGAAAAAUGCUGACUGUCAGAGGAGCUGUUUUGCAACAUUUCUUUUUGUUGCUUCUUUAAUAAUAAGUGUUGGAGUUCUCUGUGCAUAUGCUGCCAACCAGCAUUUAACUAACCAAGUCCGAGGAGCAAAGAAACUGGUUAACAGCAAUUUUAAAGAUCUGAAAAUUUUCCUCAAUGACACUCCAGCGCAAAUAGACUACUUGGUGAGCCAGUACAACACAACUAAGGACAAAGCACUCUCUGACCUAAAUAAUGUGGGACCUUUGCUGGGAAGCAGAGUUCAAGAACAGCUGAGUAAAGAAGUGCGUCCUGCACUGGAUGCAGCUCUGACAAUGGCAGGAGCCAUCAGAGAAACAAAGGAAGCACUGGAAAACGUGAGCGUCUCUGUAGAGGUUUUGCAGGAGGGAACAGAGAGGCUGGAUGCAAACUUGACAGAAGCUAAAAUGCAUCUCAGCAACACUCUCAAUGAUUCUGCAUGCUCAGUGGCUCAGGCUGCCUCAACUUGCAACAUCAUCAGAAACUCAUUAAAUCAACUGAGCAUCAAUGCCAAUUUUAGUGGGUUGCCAGGAGUGAGCUCACAACUUGCCAAGGUCAAUGAUGUCCUUAAAAUAGACCUUUCUAGUCUGGUCCAAAAGGGUUAUGCAGCAUUUAAUGAUACUCCAGACUUAGUGGUGAAUCAAACCAAAAACAUUCUAUCAGCUGUUCCUUAUAUCAAAAGCGUGCUGGAAUCCAUCGGUUCAAAUAUCACUAUCUUCACAAAAGCCCUCCCUGUUCAGAAGAUUUUGGCAGAUUUGACAGUUUACCUUACACAGAGUGAAGCCUACGUUCAAGAUUAUUUUCCAUUAGUGGAGCAGUAUGAUUUCUACAGGUGGCUGGGUUGUCUCAUUCUCUGUUGCAUGGUGGUCCUUAUUUUGGUCUUUUACUAUCUUGGACUGCUGUGUGGCACCUGUGGUUAUGAUAAACAUGCAUCUCCUACAACCAGAGGCUGCAUUUCCAACACUGGAGGAAACUUCCUUAUGGCUGGUGUUGGAUUCAGUUUUCUUUUCUCCUGGGUGCUGAUGAUUGUAGUGGUGCUCACUUUUGUCACAGGUGGAAAUGUAGAAAAACUGGUCUGUGAGCCCUUUGAAGAUAAAAGUUUAUUCCAGGUUUUGGACACUCCCUACUUACUAAAUCAACACUGGAAAAACUACCUUGCUGGCAUCCUGUUUAAAAAUCCAAAUAUUGACUUGACUUUUGAAAAAGUGUACAGUGAUUGCAAGGAAAACAAAGGAAUUUAUACUUCCCUUCACCUAGAACACCUGUUCAAUAUCAAUGAAUUUCUAAAUAUUAGUAUGUACACAGAAGAUGUAGCACUUAAAAUUGAACAUAUUCAAAUAAACCUCAGCAAAAUCAUUCUGCUGGAUGAAAUUGGGAAGGAGAAUCUUCUGAAUUUCAGCUCUUCAGGAAUAGAAGGGAUUAACUUUGCAGCAUAUUUGACAGAGAUCAAUAAAAGUGUUACCAAGGUGGAUCUUCUGACAUUUGCUAAUGACUUAGAAGCAAGAGCAGACCAGCUGCCAAAAGGAGCACUGGAAAAUGCCUUAAAAGGACAUGCAAACAAUAUUCGAGUGAUUCAUAACCAGCAAGUUGUUCCACUGGAGCAAGCUAUGAGCACUUUAAAUCAGAGCAUUAGGUUACUGAAGAGGACAUCAUCUGAACUUAUGGCUAAGGUGAAAAAUGUCAUUGGCGCUGUUAAUGCUGCCCAGCAUCUCAUAAAUAACAACGCUUCUCUAGUUAUUGUCCAGGAGACAAAAAAGUACAUGGAUACCAUAGUUGGCUACUUCGAGCAGUACGUUGAGUGGGUCAAGGAGUCGAUUGCCAUGGAGGUAGCAGCAUGCAAACCUAUUGCCAAUGUGAUAGAUACAGCAGUAGAUAUUUUUUUAUGCAGCUAUAUUACUGAUUCUGUGAAUACCUUCUGGUUUGGUUUGGGAGGCUCUUCAGUCUUUUUAAUUCCUGCCAUAAUUUUUGCUGUAAAACUUUCCAAAUACUAUCGCAGAAUGGAUACAGAGGAUGUGUAUGAUGAUACAGAAAAUGGUAAUAAUGGUUAUCAUAAAGAGCAUUUAUAUGGUAUACACAAUCCUGUUUUUACAAGCUCUGUGGAACAGUGGUAA